Messenger RNA from Opisthorchis viverrini, 204 nucleotides. RefSeq lists its product as hypothetical. The coding region runs from base 1 to 204 and encodes 67 amino acids. The record is from RefSeq and is a predicted model, not a curated record. The transcript has 2 exons. NCBI's taxonomy places the organism in Eukaryota, Metazoa, Platyhelminthes, Trematoda, Opisthorchiida, Opisthorchiidae.
AUGCACAUGGCCAAACGGCUUAACCAAUCAAAAGUCACACGCAAGUCGUAUCGGAGCCACAGCAACUGCCUAUUAGGCGGAAUUCCACACGGAUCCCACACUAGCGCUCGCAUUCACGUGCUGCUACGGCCGAGAACUCCAUCCCACGCAAGACUGGCCGAAAAUUUGGGACGCUUGCCGGUCCGGCAUCAAGCCAAGAUCUGA